Pelmatolapia mariae (spotted tilapia) is the source of this 1998-nucleotide messenger RNA. RefSeq names its product ferritin, heavy polypeptide 1b (gene fth1b). Gene Ontology annotation, molecular function: ferrous iron binding; ferric iron binding. Gene Ontology annotation, cellular component: cytoplasm. The record is from RefSeq and is a predicted model, not a curated record. The transcript has 5 exons. Gene Ontology annotation, biological process: intracellular iron ion homeostasis; iron ion transport. Bases 136 to 669 code for a protein of 177 amino acids. Lineage: Eukaryota; Metazoa; Chordata; Actinopteri; Cichliformes; Cichlidae.
GCGUUGCAGUCACGUAAGUGCGUUUGUGCGUCGGCAAAACGGCGAGUUAAGUCCUUAGUUGGAAAUUUAACUUCGCAAGCAAGCACAACUAUCAGCGAUAAGUUUAGAGAAACGUGUGAAAUCGUCGUAGAAGAAAUGACUUCUCAGAUCCGUCAAAACUUCCACCAUGACUGCGAGGCUGCCAUUAAUAGACAGAUAAACCUGGAGCUGUAUGCCUCUUAUGUUUAUCUCUCUAUGGCAUACUAUUUUGAAAGGGAUGAUAAAUGCUUGCCAAAUUUUGCAAAGUUUUUUCACAAUCAGUCCAAAGAAGAGGUUGUGCAUGCAGAGAAGCUGAUGACCUUCCAGAACAAGCGGGGAGGCAAAAUUUUUCUGCAAGACAUCAGGAAACCUGAUAGAGAUGAGUGGGGGAGUGGUGUGGAGGCCUUGGAGUGUGCCCUGCAGCUGGAGAAAAAUGUAAACCAAUCCCUGCUGGACCUGCAGAAAAUGGCAACUGACCACAACGACCCUCAUAUGUGCGACUUCAUAGAAACACAUUUUCUGGACGAGCAGGUAAAAUCCAUCAAACAACUCGCCGACUGGACCUCAAACCUACACCGGAUGGGAGCCCCUCAGAGCGGCAUGGCUGAGUACCUCUUUGACAAACACACCAUGGCUGAAGAGGGCAGUUAAAUUGAGGCACUGGUGAUCACGGGUGAUUCUGCUGCAUGCCUGCCAAAUACAGUACAUACUGCAUAUGUUAUAAAAGAAUGCUGCUUUAUUUGUGUUCAUUAGCUGUUAGCAGAGGCUGUUGCGCACACUGGAGUUGUGUAAUCCUCACCUCACACUACGUGCAGUGUGUAAAAAUAAAGAUUAAGCAGACCUUUAAAUCAUGCUAGUUAUGCAUUCAGGUUUCCUUACAUGUCAGGUUUAGGAAGAUUGGACCGUGACACUGAUAUGUUUUAGACUGUAAUAAUUUAAAUUACAUGCAUUGAAAAAUUGUUAAUCAACCUUUUUUGUUUGAGAAUUUAAAAAGCAAAGAGAAAUUCUGGUUUGUUAUCGGUUAUACCAGUGGUGUUUAAAAUUUUGUUACUGUAAAGUAAGGUAAAGGCACUUUGGACAGAGUUGGACCUACCAUGUGUGUCAUCACUACAUUACCUCUUAUUUAGCACUUAAGUCCAACCAUCUUGGUGCAUUUGUUGGCUUUUAUUUUUGUUGGCUGGUAUUAUUUGCAUUAAGGUUUUUCUGGCCUAUUCAGUUAUUUUAUUCUUUUUCUUUUUUUCCCAGAAUAUUUCUCUUAGUUUAACCACCAUGCACACAUAAAAGCCAAGAACCAUGUUUAUAGACCACUCCAAUAUAUUCUUGUUACAAUAUGUAACAAUACUAAAACACUGGUUAAUUUAAUUAUAUUUAUUAUUUUAUAGCUUGUGUGUGUGUGUGUGUGUGUGUGUGUGUGUGUGUCUGUUGUUUUCCAUUUGUCUUUAUUUUAAGAGAAACCUUUGGUUACUAGCACAACUCUAGUUCUCCUAAAACUGAGCUCUGUAUCUCACUGUGAGACGCCUUCUGCUUUGUCCAAUCAAUGAAACUCCACUGCCACUACGUCUGACUUAAACAGACCAGUCACCUCAAGAGCAUGAUGUAGGGCAGUGCGAUGAGAUAGCUCACAAGGCUGAAAUUGCAGCUAAAUGCACUUUAAUGGUGGAAAAAGCUGUUUGCCCAUCUAUCAAAUCCUGAAGGAAGCAUACUUGAAACAGAACACUGAUAGGGAAUUGUAUUCUUAGCUAUGAACUAUCUCUCAAAUAUACACCAUUUUUUAACAUGCCAGGUCCAGAGAGCUAACCGCUCUGGAUGCAGAUGAAGAAUCUGUGGCGCAGACAAGCUAGCUCUACCAUCCAUAAUUAUGAAUAACUUUGUACAUUUUUGUCCUUUUUUUUAAUGUCCCAUAAAAUCUUUCAGCUUGUUUUAUUUUUGACAGUUAAAUAAACAUUAAGAUGCAUAAGCAGUGAGACCUGUGAAAAUGUU